Molecule: messenger RNA, 213 nt
Organism: Sphenostylis stenocarpa
Lineage: Eukaryota; Viridiplantae; Streptophyta; Magnoliopsida; Fabales; Fabaceae
Source: the annotation of a GenBank genome assembly
AUGGCCGAAAUCGUAUGUGUAAAUGAUACUAUGCACAAUACAAUGCUGAAAUAUACUGAGCGGAGUUUAGCGACUUGCAAACACCAAGAGAAUUUAAGUUCGAAGACAACACAAAUGACGGUGAACUAUGAUAGUCAAGUAGUUCUGCAUAUUAUAUGCAAUCUAUUUUUAGAGGACAACUUAUUGAGGUUCAUCAUGGAGAAGAUUGAUUGA